Molecule: messenger RNA, 4481 nt
Organism: Myiozetetes cayanensis
Lineage: Eukaryota; Metazoa; Chordata; Aves; Passeriformes; Tyrannidae
Gene: ELOA
Product: elongin A
Exons: 11
Coding region: 85-2418 (777 amino acids)
Biological process (GO): transcription elongation by RNA polymerase II
Cellular component (GO): elongin complex; nucleus
Molecular function (GO): protein binding
Source: RefSeq, a predicted model, not a curated record
AUGGCGGCGGCGGCGGCGGUGCCGCUCCGUGUGCGCGGCGGGCGCUGAAGCCGCUUCCGCCGCCCGGCCCGGCCAGCACCAAACAUGGCGGAGUCGGUGCUGGAAGUGGUGGGCCGGCUGCAGGCGCGGCUGGCGGGCAGCGCCGAGCCCAAGAAGCUGCUGAAAAGUCUGAAGAGGCUCUCAGAGUUGCCCAUCACAGUUGACAUUCUCGUGGAGACGGGUGUUGGGAAGACCGUGAACAGCCUUCGGAAGCACGAGCUGGUGGGAGACUUUGCCAAGGACCUCGUGGCCAGGUGGAAGAAGCUGGUGCCGGUGGCCCAAGAGGCAGAGCGGAAUAACCUGGACUCCGAAGACCGUGACUACGAGAGGAGCAGCUCAAGCAGAAGACAUCAGGAGUCCUCCCUCAGAGAGGAUGAGGAGCCUGACCAGGAUUACUCAGAGCCCUUCCAGCCAUCUUGCAGCCAAUCCUACAGCCCAGACCAUAGGGAAAAGAAGUCCAAAAGGUAUCCCAGGCCUGAGAGAGCCCACGAGACUUACGGCUAUAGCAGCCACCAGGGGAAGGGUUGGGGCAGAUCCUCCCCGGUGCUCUCUUCAGAUCAGGAGUACUCGGACUGUGGACAAGCUGUGUCACCUGAGCCGAGUGAGAGCCCUCAGGAUAUGGACACAGACCCUUACGCCUCCGAGGAGCAGGAAGAACCCCCGGUAUUCCACCGGAAAGCCAGCAAAGGCCACAGCUUCCAGGAGAAGCUCGUGGGAGGCCGCAACUCCGGCGACGUCUGUGACAAAGGGAACACGAGUCGAAGCAAAGAGCACAAAUCUCACAAGAAGCAGCGCCUCGAUGGCAGAGGGGACGAGAGGACCUCUGCCUUCAGCCCAGAAAGAUUGCACAAGACCUCCUUUAAGGAGCAGCUCCGAGAAUCCCCCGCGGCAGCGGCCGGCAAGGAGAAGCAGAGGACGUCGGACGGCACCAAGAAGGAGAAGAGCCGAGAAAGCAGCACCUCCAAAAAGGAGAAGCUGCACACGCUGCCGCCCUUGGAGGAGUCUCUGGACAACCACGUGAAGAAGCAAAAGCAUCGGGACUCUGAAAAGGGCAAACUGGAAAAGUCCAAGCUGAGCCUGGAGACCCCCAACGCGGAGCGGGAGAAGCGGAAAGCUGAGGCCGACUCCUCGAACAGGGUCAAGGAAAAGGGGGGUUCCGGGAGCUUAAAAUCCUCGGAGGGGAAGCGCAAAAUGCCCGACGUGGACAAAAAAUCAGCGGGUUUCUCCUCCAAUUCUGGGGAGGGGGAAGCGGAGGAUGAGUUUGAACAGCCCACGAUGUCCUUCGAGUCGUAUCUCAGCUACGACCAGCCCCAGAAAAAGAAAAAGAAAGUGGUCAAAGCCCCGGCUGGCUCAGCUGGGGAGAAGGACCGAGGGCACAGCAAACAGAACGGAUCCAAAGCCAGCACCAACAGCUCGAGCUCGAGUCAGAAAAGUCCCAGCCACAAGAGAACAAGUGAGAAAAAGGCAGAGAAGAAACCCCCAGAGCCUCCUAAACCAAAGAGGAUAAUCUUAGAUGUGGUACCAACAUUACCAGACAUCCCAUUGCCCCCGAUCCAGGCCAACUAUCGUCCUCUUCCCUCCAUCGAGUCCAUUACCUGCUCCCAGACAAAAAGAAAAGCAGUGUCCUCGCCGGUUGAGGAGAGCGAAGCCGGUUUCACGGGCCGACGGUUAAACUCAAAAAUGCAGGUGUACUCGGGCUCCAAAACUGCCUACCUCCCAAAGAUGAUGUCCCUGUACCAGCAGUGCAUCAGGGUCCUCAGCAACAACAUCGACUCAAUCUAUGAAGUGGGUGGUGUCCCUUUCUCCGUGCUGGAGCCGGUGUUGGAGAGAUGCACCCCGGAGCAGCUGUAUCGCAUCGAGGAAUGUAAUCAUGUGCUCAUUGAGGACACGGAUCAGCUGUGGCACAAUCACUGCCUCAGAGAUUUCAAGAACGAGAAGCCAGAGGAGUUCGAGUCGUGGCGGGAGAUGUACCUGCGGCUGCACGACGCGCGCGAGCAGCGGCUGCUCAUGCUGGCGCGGAACAUCGGCUCGGCCCACGCCAACAAACCCAAAGGGAGAGUGGCCAAAAUGGCAUUUGUGAACUCUGCAGCGAAGCCCCCUCGGGACGUACGAAGGAGACAGGAGAAGUUUGGAACUGGAGGGCCUCUUCUGCCAGAGAAGACCAAAAUCAAACCUGUCCUGUACACAUCCAGCAAAGGCCACGCUCGAGCGGGUGAUGAGCAGUCCUACGAUGGGCCCAGCACCAGCAGUGCCCACUCUGUCCCAUCUUCAGGGAGCACCUUCUCCUCCUUCGACCCCAGGAAACCCCCAGUGAAGAAAAUUGCACCAAUGAUGGCAAAGACUAUCAAAGCUUUCAAAAACAGGUUCUCUCGAAGAUAAGUUUGCAGUGCUGACCUGGGACUUUCUCUCACGGGGAGGAGUGGCACUGGAGGGGGAGAAGGUUCCCAAACAGCCCUUACCCUUGGACUCUUUGGAGGCUGCAGCUGCUGGGAGAAGCUUCAAUCUGCACAAGAUGACGGCACAGUAUUUUAUCUUUUAUUCUGGUCCCUUUCUCAGUGUCAAGCCCCCCCCCUUCUUUCCCCCCCUGCCCUCAACAUCCUGUUUCUGGCUUUGGCAUCCGUCGAAAGAAGGGUGUACAGAAUCUCCCGACACAGGAAAAUGUGAAGUCUUGGCACCUGCUGAGAGUGGAAGAUCCAGAGACUUAUUUACUAUUUAACCUCUUAAUAAAUUAUGAAAUGGUUUUAAUUAAUAUUUUGCCCCUCUACCCUGCUCUGUUAUUUAUGUCACUCCCAGUAGUCUCUCCCCUCCCAGUCCAGUCCAAGGGUCAGCCUCUGUGACUUGAGCUGGAAUCCAUCUGUCUGAGUGGAAACUGGGUGUCACGGGAGUCUUUCCUUGUGACCUGGUACCUGCUGGGCCCAAAGUCUCACCUGGAGGCUCUGGGACAGGUAGGACUGGUGGCCCAUCCACUUGUCACUCCUUUAGCGAGUGCAUCAAGUCGCGAGGCUUCGCUCCCUGCUCGUGUGUUAAUUAAACCUGAGCUCCUGACCCUCCCCCUGCUGUUGCUGUAGAUCCUGUACAGAUGCUUUUGUGGCCGUGCAGGGAUGCCAAGGGCCUUUGGGGACGUUUCCUCUGCUGCUGUUGUUGUCUUCUGCUGGCUACUGGGAAUAGAACUGCUGCGAGGGACUGGGGAGGAAUUUUACUCUGCACCAAGUGGGAUUUUAACUUUUUACUGGGAGAGGAAUAGGGGACUUUGCAAUUGAAAGGAGUUUUUAAAUAUCAAUGAAGGCAUCGUUUGCCUCUUUCAGUGGAAAGAAGGAAUACUUUUAUCUUGUUUUCUGUGUGGGAUUGGAACGGAUUUGUUUCCAGUUUUGGAAGCUGGUGCCUAAAUCCUGCCUUUUCCUCUGUAUGUUUUGCUCUGCCCCCCCCCUCUUUGGAGGAGUCCAAGGAUUGUGGUCUCUGAACCUGGAACCGCUUGGAUGAGGUUGGAGGGAAGUGAGUGAUGGGACGUGGCUGUUUUAUCGUGUGUCCUUCACAGCAGGAGCUCCAAAGGCUCCGCUGUCCUCGCUGUCUGAGGAGCUGGAGCUUGGGAAGGAAAAGGUGACACUCUGGAGCCAGGGGCUGGUGGGAGUGUGAGGAAGUGCCCUGGGGCUCCAGGGGAGGUCGGUGCUGCUGAGGGGUGUGGUGGCAGCUGGGCUGGCUGGACACACCCGGGCUGUGACAUGUGGAGCCUCGUGGGGAAGGUUCCUGCUCGUGGGUUGUGUCUGUCCCCAGGUGAGAGCCCCAGGGCUGGUGCAAGCAGAGGAUGGGGCUGGUGAGACCCAGGUCUCGUGGUGGCCUCUGUGAGGGCUCAGAGGCCCAACUGGAUCGGAGAGGGGAGGGAUUCUCCUGUUCCAAGCCAUAUUCGCUGCCCUAGGACUUUGCUGUCUGGGUGGAAAAGAUGCUGGUAGGGGAUGCUGUUGUUGUUGGCAGCUCCUGAGAAGCUGUGCUGCUGGCUUUCCGUGGCUGCCAAAUCCCAAACCGGUGGAGUUGUCUGUGUGCACUGACCGGGGGAAACCUCGCUGUGAAGGGUCCUCCCUGGAGGGCUCUGGAAAAAAAAAUCCCUGUUUGCUUCUGCUUUCUCUUGGGUUGUCUGUUUCUUUCCUCUUUCUUCUUUUUUUUUUUUUUUUUUCUCCCUCCCUUUUAAAAGAUUCCUUUCUUUGAAACCAUUCUGUCUCCUGUUUAUUUGGUUUUUUCUUUCCUUAGUUUGAAGUUCUUGGAGAAAUGUUCUCAGACUCUCACGUGCUGUAAGUUUGUUACAGUCCCAGAUGCUUUAAUGUUACCGUGCAGCAUCUUCAGUGUGUGUUGUGCUGUAAAAUAAUGGCUCCUUUACUCCUGCGUUUUUGCUGUAUUUAAUUUUUGCUGUAUUUUUAAUUAGAUAACAAUAUAUUUCUCUUUCUGCUGAC